UGUGGGUAUAUAAAUGAGGCGGGCAAAGUUGGCUUCACAACACUGGUCCGCUCGACACCAUCAUGAAGACUCUGGUGAUACUAGUGGUGGCAGCUGUGGUGGCAGCGGCAGACCGCACGGAGAGGUCUGCCGAUCCUAGCCUUGGCGUAGUCGUCCACCCUCUACCUUACGCUCGCCAGGUCGUGCAGUAUGUGCAGCCAAGGGUUGUCGUCCGACACCAUUCGGUGAUUCCUUACAGAUUCGAUGACGAUGACGACCUCUUCGAUCGUAAGAAGCGUAGCGCCGACCCUGAUGACGAUAACCUGGGGUGGACUCAUGCACAGACCAGCGUCGUUUACGCAAGACCAGUAGUGCAGCCCGUGGUACAUCGCUUUGUGCAGCCUGUGGUGCAGCCAGUGGUACAUCCAGUGGUGCAGCCAGUGGUACAUCCAGUGGUGCAGCCAGUGGUGGCCCAACCUUACUACCAGCCUGGCCAUGUUGUCCUGAGCCAUGGCUACGACGAUGAUAAGUAAGCGCAACAAUAAUCCAACGGGACUCUCACGAUCCUGCCAUUGAUUGUUGUCCUAAUUUGGCCUAGUUUUUUUUCGUUAAUUUCAGUUUAAGAUGGUGGCCCUUUAUGCAUCAUUAAUCAUUAUGUAAACAAUAAAUUUUUAUACCAAACAUAAAAA
Molecule: messenger RNA, 668 nt
Organism: Cherax quadricarinatus
Lineage: Eukaryota; Metazoa; Arthropoda; Malacostraca; Decapoda; Parastacidae
Source: RefSeq, a predicted model, not a curated record